AGACUGACGUAUUUCUGUGUUUUGAAGUUCGACUUCGGGUUUGUGAAGUUUUGAGACUGACAACGUCUUUGCUGCAACUUGAAGGGUCUUCGCAGCGUUGAAGACGUGAUAUUGUCUGUAAAGCGAAGAUGCGUCCGAAGCCCAAGCCGCGACGCGGCGAACCCGCUUCUCAUCCGCAGAGGAUAUCGUUUGACGUCUCGAAUUCUGUGCCGGUUUAUUCUAAUGACGUCAUUAUUGACAUAAAUGCUGGAGCGCACACUGCCGGUAGUUCGAACGUUCGUGCGAAGUGUUUUGUGAACCAUUCUUGGGACACGAAAGUCUACGUUGGAUCGCAAAUAGCGCUAGACUGCUCAGGAAAUUAUCUUGCUUAUGCGCUUGAUCUCGACGGUGACAAGCCAGGCGCGGUUCGCGUCACCGACUUGCUGUCCGGCGGUCGUGGUCUUGUACGUGAUAUUCGGGGUCCGGUGAAAGAACUUGACUUUUCGUCAACUUCCAAUUGCCUGCUGCUUGCCGCUGUUGAUGCUUACGGUGAUCUGUAUGUUUACAACGUCUCGAAAAAUGAGCGUGAUCUCAGUCUUCAUCCUGUACUUAAUGUCACUCGUGAUCACAUUUUUUCCGUGAGUGAAUUCCAUCGAGUUUCCUGGUGCGCUUUACCCGGUUGUUCUUCAAAAGAACGCGUUUUAUGUGCUCAACCGGAUACAAAAUUUCCAGCGGACGCCUCAACAAUGCUGCUUGUCACGCAUGAUGAUGAGGUGCAAAUUUGGGAUGCUCGGGCAGUCUCGGCUAGAUAUGGUUCAUCCCCUCGAGGGUUAGAAAAAUUGAUCGUUGCGAUGGACAAUCUUCGUAAAUCCGCUCGCAAUGCCGUCGACAAGUAUGUUGGAUUUUGCAGCUUGCCUAAGCAUGAGGGCAAUGUGCUUCAAGCUGUGUUCUCGAGCGACGGAACAAUGGUAGCUACCGCCAGUCAAGACGGAAAAGUUCGAUUUUUUAGCGUUAGCUGUGAUUCUGUGCUGCCGCGUCAUGAAUGGAUUCCGCAUGACAACCGUUCUCUAUCAUGCCUGUUAUUUUUGGACGAUCCGCUCAACUCGGAAUCUAUUUGGAAUCUGGCCUUAACUGGAGCAGAAGAUAACCGGGAACUAAAGCUUUGGAGAUGCCAGGAUUUAUCUUGCCUGCAGGUCAUCACUUUUGUGCCUCCUCCUUCACUUGAUUGUUGGUUCAAAGUUGAAAUGGAUCCGAAAGCGAAGCACAUUGUUAUGUCAGACAUACAUCGCCGAACUUUGUACGCUCUUGACUUAUAUCAUGAUGAUUGUGAGGAGAAUCCGCAAUCUAGAAUUUGUGCAGUUUCGGAGUUGCCUCUGGCUGCUCCUUAUCUCAGUUUUAAAAUUCGCCGUGCGAUCUCUACUUCACGAAUGGUGAACCCAUCUGGUUUUGAUCAAGAUUCUGAAUGCGAAGAAUCAUUGGCAAAAGAAGUUAACAUCAAGCGAGACAAUGAAACCUUGAACUCGCGGAAGGAAAGCGUGGACGAGCGUACCGUUUCGUUAAAGCUGUUCGCUGUUGAGCCGAAAGGCAUACAAGAGUGCACAAUUGAAUAUUCGAUUGGUUUUAGCGAGCUUGAUCGCUUGUCUCAUCACGAUGAAUCAAUUGCGCAAGACACUCUCCCAGAGCUCCAGUUGGAAGUUAAUGGACAUGAAACUGAUGAUGGUUUGAACAACAAAAGCGUCAUCACCCCACCGCAGCAGCCGAAGGAAAUCAACCGUAUAAUGAAUGUCGACGAUGGUGUGGAUGGACGACAUUCCAUAACGACUGGGCGUAUCGAUGAAGAUAGUCAUGAUGAAGUUCAGGGUUCGUUUAGCCGUGAAAUUGGAACUCGGCUGAGGAAUCGAGCCUUUGCAGAAUCUUCAUCGUUGGACGAAACCUUGAGGUCCCUGAAGAAUAUCUUGAAAGAACUGAAGGAUGAGAAGAAAGCUGAAAGAAAUGAAAAAGAAGCCCUGAAAGAGGAUAUGGGAAUACUGCGGGCUGAAGUGUUGAAUUUGAGAUCAUUGAUGAAUUCUCGGCUUCAGACGCCUGUAGGUACAUCUUCGACAGGCCAAGCCUCCGACUUCGACAUGCGAGCUCUAGAUUUGUUAUCUGAAGUACACACUAUGUCCGGUGUUGCUGUGCAGAAGCUGAACGAUGUGAGCUUUGAUAGGAGCCAUUUGGAUGCAAUCGCUUCUGCAGCUGCUCGAAACGUGGGGGAUCAGUUUUCUGCUCGAUUCUCAGAAAUAUUAAAUCCGGCCGCACGAGAAAUUGCUGACAGCGUGAAGCAAACGCUUCGAUCAGAGCUCAAGAAAGAUGUUUCAGGAAUUCUUCAGCAGGUGAAAAAAUUGAAUGAAGUUGCCGGUCAAUCUCCGGUGUCAGAGGCUGUAGCUCGUUCGCUGGGAGUCGCGUUGGGAGGUCCGGUAAGCAAAUAUCUUGAUGCUACCGUGGCCAAUUCCGUGUCGCCGUGCCUAGAAAGACUCGCGAAACAAUUGGACAAAUCGUUGAAAGACUGUGUUAGUCAGUUCGGUGAACUUUCUCGUGAGGUAUCUGAGAAAUUGCGUCUGGAAACAGAAUCUUCUGUUGCUGAGCUGAAGUCCUCCGUUGAAUCGUCGAACAAUGAACAUGAUAAAUGCUGCUGUUUUUGUUCAAAUUCCCCGACCGGAGCCUCGAGUGCUAUAUUGUCUCAAGAAGUAUCCCGAGCUACCUCUCUUGCUAUUCAGCAAGCGAUGUUGCAAUUGAAAGAAGAUUUGGCCAAAACUGUGAGCAAGGAAAUGAAGAAAGUAAUUAGUGAAGAAUCGAUGAUGCGGGCGAGAAAUGCUGCCGGGACACCUGGUCUGUCAACAGCACCGAAACCACCUGCAGUAGAGAGCUUUCUGUCUCUGUUAUCAACUGGAAGAAUCAAGGACGCAUUUCAGAUGGUAUUAUCAGCGGGUGAUUUGAGCUUACUCAACAAGCUGAUGGAGUGGCCAGGCUUACCCGAAGUUGUCAACAGUAUAUAUUUGGAUUCGACGCUGUUAUUGGCGCUCAUCCAGCAAUCAUCGGUGUCCUUGGGAACUUUCACGGAGAAAAAGUUGGAGGUGUUGAAUUUGGCGCUUGUUUCGCUCGACUGCACGGAUACUCUAGUUCAGGAAAAGGGAUAUGAAGUCUUGCGAGCCGCUGACGAGCGCUUGAACGCCUUCGCAAAAUUGAAUCGGAGUCAAGCAAAUGUUGUUCGGAUGGUUCGCACGACGCUGAAUUCCCAGUUCACGAAGUUGCGGACCGAUCGAGGGGGCUUAAGGUCCAGAACAACGUCUGCUGCAAGCAUGCGUUUGGACGCAAGUUCUUGA
Messenger RNA from Notodromas monacha, 3341 nucleotides. NCBI's taxonomy places the organism in Eukaryota, Metazoa, Arthropoda, Ostracoda, Podocopida, Cyprididae. The record is from the annotation of a GenBank genome assembly.